AACUUGGAGCAGUGGUGCAUCAUGGGAGAUUUCCCCACACGAUGACGUCACACAAUGUGCAGGGAUAAUGUGAUGGAGAUGCCCAUUGUGUUUCUGCUUCUUCAUCUGUUUUUGAUCUUCACUGCUCACGCUGUCAACCCCGGUUGCGAGUGCUUGCUGUUCUCGGCCACGUACGGCAAGGAUUACGGCUCUUUCAGCAGCCCGGACUAUCCGCAUCCAUACCAAGACAACAUCAACUGCCUCCUCUACACAUUCAUCGCGAGUCGUGACGAAAUCAUCGAGAUAACGUUCAAGGACUUCGACGUGCAGAAAUCGCAUCUCGAUUGUGAGCGCGGUGACUUCUUGAAACUUUUCCUCCAUCUUGAACGGCCUGAAGUAAAUGAAUAUACUCCUUGGUCAGGGCUGCUGUGUGGGGGGUUCACGGACAUACCUCAUGUGCUCUACAGUUCGGGCCCGGGGCUCGUGCUCGAGUUCCACACCGACCGCAAGACCAGCAACGCAUCCGGGUUCCUCGGCCACUUUCGGUUCAUUGACAGACGAAUGUUCCAGACAGACGGUCAGAAGCUGCCGGGCACGAUGUGCGACCAUCAGUUUAUCAGCAGUAACUACUCGCUCACGCAUGGCCGGUUUUAUUCUCCACGAUACCCAUCAAGCUACCCCAAGAACAUCAAGUGUGCCUACAGGUUUCGCGGGAGGUUAAAGGAAAGGAUCCGGAUCGUAUUUGAAGAAGUGACCUUACAGAAAGGCGAUUUAAG
Molecule: messenger RNA, 755 nt
Organism: Cryptotermes secundus
Lineage: Eukaryota; Metazoa; Arthropoda; Insecta; Blattodea; Kalotermitidae
Product: cubilin-like
Exons: 6
Cellular component (GO): plasma membrane
Source: RefSeq, a predicted model, not a curated record